Messenger RNA from Bombus terrestris (buff-tailed bumblebee), 518 nucleotides. RefSeq lists its product as uncharacterized. The transcript is spliced from 3 exons. The record is from RefSeq and is a predicted model, not a curated record. Lineage: Eukaryota; Metazoa; Arthropoda; Insecta; Hymenoptera; Apidae. The coding region runs from base 138 to 419 and encodes 93 amino acids.
GGUAUUGAACGUAUUUUACUCUAUGAUUUAACCAACCUACAUAGUAUAUACUGGUACUACUAUCUGUCUUUUCAUUUGUCGCUGUCGUCAGAUCUACGUAUUAUUUAAGUAUCAAAAAUUAAUUUAUAACAGUAAAGAUGUUACGACAUAUUUUACAACCAAUUGUCCGAAAUACACGAAAUGGUGUAAGAUCAUAUCAUGUACCUAAUGAAGUUAGACCACCAAGUAUGGAUGAAGUGAUUGUGCCGCAAGGCUCGUGGCAGCAAUCAUAUUUUAAAGCUCAACAAAAACACAACUUACAGUUAGCAGCUGGUAUCAUUAUACUUGGUGCUACUAUAGCAUAUGGUAGGGUAUCUGGAUUACUUUGGCUUAACUUCCGUCCACCAAAGCCAGAAGAUAGGCCUGAAAGUUCUAAAUAAAAUGAAUUCAAAUAUAAUAUUAUAGCAGAUAAUAAAUAUAACAAUUGUAUGAUUGUUUUAUUGUAAAAAGUAAUAAUAAAACAUUUAUGAUAUAUAUAA